Papaver somniferum (opium poppy) is the source of this 419-nucleotide messenger RNA. RefSeq names its product tubby-like F-box protein 5. Bases 1 to 363 code for a protein of 120 amino acids. The record is from RefSeq and is a predicted model, not a curated record. The transcript has 4 exons. NCBI's taxonomy places the organism in Eukaryota, Viridiplantae, Streptophyta, Magnoliopsida, Ranunculales, Papaveraceae.
AUGUCACCGCCACCGUUCCCCAAAAUCCGCCAUCAAAUCCCCCUAAUUCAGAGAUUAGAAGCAAGUGAAACUUCAUUGCCUGCGAGACAACAUGUUGUUGCUUGUGGUUUAGUUUGUAGGUCUUGGAGAGAUAUUACUAAAGAAGUUGUUAAGACACCUGAACAGUCUGGUAGACUCACUUUUCCUAUCUCAUUAAAACAGUCGGGUCCUCGGGAAUCGCCAAUACAAUGCUUCAUCAAAAGGGAAAGAGCAACUUCUACUUAUCAUCUGUAUCUGGGUUUAACCCCUGCAUUGUUGGGGAGAAUGGGAAAUUGUUGUUUGCUGCUAGAAAAGUUAGAAGAGCAACCAGCACUGAUUUUGUGAUAUCUUUGGUAUCUGAUGAUUUCUCUCGGGCAAGCAACACGUACAUUGGAAAACUG